UGAAUACUAGGUUUAAGAUAAUAAUCCCAUCUCCACCGUCAACAAUUCUACACUUCUAACUAUAUAAAAAGCUGAAAACUUCCAAAAAGAUAAAGUUUUGAGCUGUCUCUGCCUUCCAUUUCAUCGGUAAAGGACCAUACGAAGGUCACCAAUCCAAUUACAAGCUUACAACAAGAAACAGAAGAAAGAAGAAGAAAACAACAGCAAACAAGAGGGGAGAAAGAAAGUGAAAGAGACAGAGAUCCCAUCUGAGAUAUUUUCUGCAAUGAAUAAGAAGACCAAUUCAUCAUCAUCGUCAUCAACAACAACAAAGCCCGCAGGUACAGUUUUGCCAUACCAAACCCCAAGGCUAAGGGACCACUAUUUGUUAGGCAAGAAGCUUGGGCAGGGCCAAUUUGGCACCACAUAUCAAUGUACCCACAAGGCUACUGGCACCCUUUACGCUUGCAAAUCAAUCCCAAAGCGCAAACUUUUAUGCCGUGAAGAUUAUGAUGAUGUUUGGAGAGAGAUUCAGAUCAUGCAUCAUUUGUCAGAGCACCCAAGUGUGGUGCAGAUCAAGGGAACUUAUGAAGAUUCUGUGUUUGUUCACUUGGUUAUGGAGCUUUGUGCAGGUGGGGAACUUUUUGAUAGGAUUGUGGCUAAAGGUCAUUAUAGUGAAAGAGAGGCUGUUAAGCUUAUCAAAACUAUUGUUGGUGUCGUGGAGGCUUGUCAUUCUCUUGGGGUUAUGCACAGAGAUCUCAAGCCUGAGAAUUUCUUGUUUGAUUCUCCUGCUGAUGAUGCCAUUCUCAAGGCUACGGAUUUUGGCUUGUCUAUCUUCUAUAAGCCAGGACAAUAUUUUUCUGAUGUUGUUGGGAGCCCCUAUUAUGUUGCGCCUGAGGUUUUAUGCAAGUAUUAUGGACCAGAAGUAGAUAUAUGGAGCGCUGGUGUUAUCCUUUACAUCUUGUUGAGUGGGGUUCCACCGUUUUGGGCAGAAACUGAAUCAGGAAUCUUCAGACAGAUUUUAAAUGGAAAAAUUGAUUUUGCAUCUGAGCCGUGGCCCAGUAUCUCUGACAGUGCAAAAGAUCUGAUACGAAAGAUGCUUGAGAGGGACCCAAGGCAAAGAAUUUCUGCCCAUGAAGUUCUAUGUCACCCAUGGAUUGUGGAUGAUAGAGUUGCCCCAGACAAACCUCUGGAUUCUGCUGUGUUAUCACGCCUGAAGCAGUUCUCCGCAAUGAACAAACUUAAAAAGAUGGCUUUGCGUGUCAUAGCGGAAAGACUCUCUGAGGAAGAAAUUGGUGGCUUGAAAGAGUUGUUCAAAAUGAUUGAUACAGACAACAGUGGGACGAUAACAUUUCAGGAACUCAAAGAUGGUUUAAAGAAAGUGGGCUCUGAACUAAUGGAAUCGGAAAUCAAGUCUCUAAUGGAAGCAGCGGAUAUUGACAACAGUGGAACAAUUGACUAUGGUGAAUUUCUUGCUGCUACACUGCACAUAAAUAAGAUGGAGAGAGAGGAGAAUUUAGUUGCUGCUUUCUCCUUUUUUGACAAAGAUGGUAGUGGUUACAUCACCAUAGAUGAACUUCAAAAUGCUUGCAAAGAGUUUGGUCUUGGUGAUGUUCAUCUGGAUGAGAUGAUCAAAGAAAUUGACCAAGAUAAUGAUGGGCGAAUAGAUUACGGGGAGUUCACUGCAAUGAUGAGAAAGGGUGAUGGGAUAGGAAGAAGCAGAACCAUGAGAAGCAACCUGAACUUCACCAUAGCUGAUGCCUUUGGAGUGAAAGACCCAACAUCUGAUUCUAACUGAAAAAAUUCAAUCUCUUCUGUGAAGUUAGCAACAUUUUGUGAUACUGAAAUGGAAGAUGUCAAUGGUUGUUUAGGGUGAUGAUUGGGUUUUAUUCAAAGUGAUGUACUCUAGGAGGAAUGUGAAGAUUAACAUUUUGUUUAUCCUUUAAAGGUUACUGCAAAUGACACCAGCUGCUAUGGUAUUUGGUAGAAUAAUAAAAUUUUCAGUCUAAGUUCACUAAUUGUCAGCUUCA
Molecule: messenger RNA, 2009 nt
Organism: Theobroma cacao (cacao)
Lineage: Eukaryota; Viridiplantae; Streptophyta; Magnoliopsida; Malvales; Malvaceae
Gene: CDPK2
Product: calcium-dependent protein kinase 2
Biological process (GO): protein phosphorylation
Molecular function (GO): calcium ion binding; ATP binding; protein kinase activity
Source: RefSeq, a predicted model, not a curated record